CGCGUUUGCGCAGAAGCGUCCCGAACUGUCAACUCUCAACGUGUGGAGGUGUUGAGGAAAGGGAGCGGGACAUUGUGGAGUGUUUUUUCUUUUUUAAGGAAAAGAGUGGAAUCGCCCUCGAAAUAUCAACGGGAGGGAUAAAAACCAGUCCGUUUUCACCCGGGGACACAACAGCAGUAUGUGCGCCAAUGGGUGAUUGUCGUCACUCUUUCAAGUUGUAGAUAUAUGAAGUCGUAAAUGUUUCGCGUUCAUGUGCUCAAGUUGAAGUUUGCAUGCAUACAACCAGGGCAGGUAGGAAAAGCGGAGCCGGAAGAACUCGCAAUACUUGUUGCGUUGAGUUUGUCUUUGUUCAUUUCCAAGUGGAUUAUCGUUGACGUUGUCAAAUAAAUGAAGUGACUUUCUAGCUUUGCGUCAGAGUUCAAGAAAUUAUGACGGAUUUGAGGAAAAAGAAGCUUUUCGUCUUGGUGGACGUGCUGUGUGUUGUUGUAGCUUCUCUGCCCUUUGUGAUCAUGAAUAUUGCAUCCCAGCCAUAUGAGCGAGGCAUCUACUGCCAGGACGAGAGCAUUGGUUACCCCAUUAGACCAGAAACCAUCACACAUGUAACACUGGCUGUAGUCACUAUCACCUGCACGGUCAUCAUUAUAUCGUCGGGUGAGGCAUACCUCGUGUACAGUAAAAAAAUUCGCUCCAACUCUACCUUUAAUCAGUACGUGUCAACAAUAUAUAAGGUGCUGGGCACCUUCCUAUUUGGGGGAGCUGUCAGCCAAUCACUGACAGACUUGGCCAAGUACACCAUUGGGCGACCACGCCCACAUUUCUUAGCAGUGUGUGCUCCCAAAGUCUGCAAAGGUUAUAUGGCCACAAUCAACUGCACUGGCGACCCACGUGAUGUCACUGAAGCCAGGUUGUCCUUCUACUCGGGGCACUCCUCCUUUGGGAUGUACUGCAUGCUGUUCUUAGCGUUCUAUGUCCAGGCUAGACUGAAUGAGAAAUGGGCUCGUCUCCUGAGGCCCACCAUCCAGUUUUUCCUGGUGGCCUUUGCCGUGUAUGUAGGUUACACUCGCGUGUCCGAUUAUAAACAUCACUGGAGCGACGUGCUGGUAGGACUCCUCCAAGGGGCACUCAUUGCAAUUCUCACUGUGCGAUACGUGUCGGAUUUCUUCAAGGUCCGUCCUUCACAUCAAUGCUCGAUUCCAGAGAUGGUGGAAAGUGAUGAUGCAGAGCGGAAACCAAGCCUACACUUGGGAGAGUCUGAGCACAAUAACCAUUACAGCUAUUCUGGACCUGUGUGAGAAGAAUGGAGCCAAAUACUCACACUACAUCUCCCACAAACCACUGGACUGACGGCAGGGGGCGGGACAAUACUACACAUGCUCACAAUGCUAAUGUACCACCAGCCUCCUUGAGAAAAAGCUUUGGUGUCUCUUUCUGUCCUUCGCAUGAGAGAGAACUCUAUAAAUAUUUAAUGCAUUUAAUCACAAUGAUUUGCCGAGGACCUCAAGAUAUUGAGGGACUGAAUCUGUUUUAUAAGUCUAAGUUGGUAUAUUGGACCAGAUUUUAUCUGAAGUCGUGUAUGGCAUGUAUAUUCUAUUUCUGAACUGUAAAUCUUACCAAUCUAUAGCUUAAAAUGGCACUUUGCUCUGGAGCUGUCACGUUUAAAUGUGUUUUUGUUCAUGUUUUGUUUUCAUGCAUUUUAUUUUGAAAUUAAUUUACUUCCUGUCCCUGUUUCUGGUCAUGUGUCCUUGUCAUGUGAUUUCCUGUUCCCCUCAUUUGUUCCUUUAAUGUGAGUGUCUGGUUUAAUGUGUCUUAUCUUAUUAUCAGUUCUGUUUUAUUAUUGGUUCCCAUUUAUUAGUCUUAUCAUGUUUAUUAGUUUUGUUUUGUCAUUGGUUGUCUGUCAUGUGGUUACCCAUGUUCAUGUAUUUUAGCCCUCAUGUUUGCCAUGGUCUUUUGUCAAGUUUUGUGUUGGUGUAAUGUUGUGUCAGACUUCAUGCUGUCAAGUCAUUGUUUAUAGUGCAGUUUAUUCAAGUUUAGUUUAUAUUCUGUUUUCACUUUGGACUCACGUCUUUGGAUUUGUAAAUAAACUGCACAUGGGUUCUCACAUCAUCGUCCUCAUCCGUUCCUGUCUUCACCGUGUCCUGCCUGCUCUGUAACAUUACAAUGAUUUUGUGAGAACCCAAGUGCAGUUUAUUUACAAAUCCAAAGUCGUGAGUCCAAAGUGAAAACAGAAUAUACAGUAAACCAGAACAUAAACUAAACUUGAAUAAAUGUCACUAUAAACAAUGACUUGACAGCAUGAAGACUGUCACAACAUUACACCAACACAAUACUUGACAAAAGACAGUGACAAACAUGAGGGUUAAAAUACAUGGACAUGGGUAACCACAUGACAUAGACAACCAGUGACGAGACUAAACUAACGAACAUGAUAGCAAGACUAAUAAACAGGAACCAGUAAUAUAACAGAACUAAUAAGAUAACAAGACACAUGAAACCAGACACUCAGAUGAAAGGAACAAAUGAGGGGAACAGGAAAUCACAUGACAUGACCAGAAACAGGGAUAGGAAGUAAACUAAUUUCAAAAUAAAAGGCAUGAAAACAAAACAAGAACAAAAACACAUUUAAACGUGAUAGAAGCUAAGCUUGCACUUCCAAUAUAAUUUAGAAAUGUCUGAAAUAAUUCAAUGCUGCAUGAGCAAGCUCUAUCCUUUUCAUAGUAGUGUCGUUUGAAUUUUUCCAAUAUUUCGCGCCUUAGUCGUUAGUAAUCUGGCCUUUUUUCCAAACAGGGUGUCGACACUCGAUGUGGACUGCAAAUAAUAGAUAAUGUAAAGAAAUUGUGAUAUUAUUUUGUUCCCCUAUGUUUAAAAUUUAAACGUGAGCUACCACUACAGCAUCUGCAAGCCUGUUAGCCUGUUAUGCUCCAACUGUUUUUUUGUUGUUUUUUUUGCAUUUGAAAAAAAGCUGUCUUUAUUGAACGUUUUCCUUUGUGAAUUGUUGUGUCCCAAAUUCUUAUUAAAUGUUUGUAAGAACA
Molecule: messenger RNA, 3029 nt
Organism: Myxocyprinus asiaticus (Chinese sucker)
Lineage: Eukaryota; Metazoa; Chordata; Actinopteri; Cypriniformes; Catostomidae
Product: phospholipid phosphatase 2-like
Exons: 6
Coding region: 429-1292 (287 amino acids)
Biological process (GO): phospholipid metabolic process; phospholipid dephosphorylation; signal transduction
Molecular function (GO): phosphatidate phosphatase activity
Source: RefSeq, a predicted model, not a curated record